AAGCUGGUAAGUGACGGUGGAGGAAAGGUUAAGUAAGAGAUCGAUCACAUAUCAAUAAAACUCAAAGGCUAUCUCACGAAAUACCUACAUAUGUAUAAAGGGUAUCGCCCCGAAUGUGUAUAUACAUACAUAUAUGUACCUAGAUUCCUUCUCCCCUGUGUUCACCAAAUUACCUACCCCCCACCUUGUUCAAGCCUUGACCGAAGCGAUCCGGGGUCAUUAUUUUUGCUUAUCCCAGCCGACAUCUUGAUUUCACCGAACAAUACGAUAAACAGAAACGAUGGUUGAAAAGGCAGCUGUUCUAACCGAGAAGGCUCCUAAGCCCUUGGCUGGAAUUUACAGCCAAGCUAUCAAAGCCAAUGGUUUUGUGUUCGUCUCCGGCGCUGUCCCCAUGGACGCUGAGACCAUGAAAAUAGUUGAUGGGGACAUCCAAGCGCACACUCAUCAAUGCAUCAAGAACCUUUCUGCUAUCCUUGAAGCUUCUGGAUCCGACCUAAACAAAGUGGUCAAGGUCAAUGUCUUCCUUUCCAACAUGGAUGAUUUCGCAGCUAUGAACGAGAUCUACAGUCAAUACUGGGGUGAUGUAAAGCCAUGCAGGACCUGUGUCGCGGUAAAGACAUUGCCGUUAAAUGUUGAUGUUGAGAUUGAGUGCACUGCGACUUAUUGAAUGAAACCCGCCUUCUACGGUAGAGGGGUAGCCGAGCGAAGGGGUGGAAAAACACCACUUACAGCAUUGGAUCGGUGAAAAAAAUCAAGAUGAAAAUGCGCAAUUGUCGCUUUAGCUCUAUCAUGUAGCUAUAUUCAUCGUCUAAAAAAAUACACAAUUUUGAUCUUA
Molecule: messenger RNA, 835 nt
Organism: Hypoxylon trugodes
Lineage: Eukaryota; Fungi; Ascomycota; Sordariomycetes; Xylariales; Hypoxylaceae
Product: L-PSP endoribonuclease family protein Brt1
Exons: 4
Coding region: 281-667 (128 amino acids)
Cellular component (GO): mitochondrion; cytosol
Molecular function (GO): deaminase activity
Source: RefSeq, a predicted model, not a curated record